AUGGCGGUUGUUCUACGACUAUGCGAGCUGGGAGAUGGGAGGGCACGGAACUGGAAGACAUGUCUAGUAAUGAUUCGUCCCACAUCCGCCUUGGACCCGGGGCCGAACGGGCUACUGAGCAGGACCCGAACAGUCGAGGGUCUUGACAAAGCUUUCGACAGCCUGGUUGGGUGGCUGGCCUGGGCCGCUGGGGAAAGCACUCCACGGAAGAAGGCGAGCUGCGGCUACAGCUCUCACUGGUGGACUGUGGAGGUGCAGCAGGCCGCCCGGGAGGCCAGGAGAGCCGAGAGGCUGGCGAAGGAGACCCGGGCAGAGUACUGCUGGGAGGAGCUCAGCGAAAGGCUCAGGGACCUUUCCAGAACAACGCGCGAAGCACGGACGAGGGCUUGGAGGAACAACCUGCAGGAAGCAAGCGAGGCAAACAAGCCCGAUCAGAUGUGGAGCUUGGAAAGAUGGGCCAGGCUACGGAGCUUUUUGCCGCCGGAACCACCGAGACUACCGGCAUUCAAGGACUCGUCCGGGCAGGUAACGGCCGAAACGCACGACCAGAAAGCCAGCGCACUGGCCGAGAGGUUCUUCCCGGACCCACCGGCCAACCUGACGGACGUGGAAGACCAAGCCCUUCUAGGCGACUGGAACCCGGGAUUCGACGUCUCACAGGCAGUGACGCCGACCGAGAUCGCGAAAGCAAUAGGAGGAGCAAGCCCCUGGAAGGCGCCAGGAGAGGAUCUGCUCCCGAUGGGUCUUCUGAAGGCAUGUGGAAUGCCACUGGCUGAAGUGCUCGCCGUAUUGGUGACGAGGUGCCUAAAACUAGGAUGGUUUCCCGACCGGUUCAAAAAGGCAAAGACCAUAACUAAGUCAGUGGUCGCCAGGAAGGUCACUCAAGCUGCUGAAGUCAAUGGCCAUCUACCAGACGAACAAAUGGAGAACAGGGCACACCGCUCCACGGAGAUGGCUGUUCGGCUAGUAGUAGCCCAGGUCCAGGAGGCAUGGAGACAGAAGGCCGCGACAUCCCUAUUGCAACUGGACAUUUCAGGAGCCUUCGACACGGUUAACCACACACGACUACUGGCAACACUGCGAGAAAUGGGCUACCCGAAGUGGCUCGUUCUCUGGACAAAAGACUGGUUGACGGGCCGAGAGGCCACCCUCCUCUUUGACGGCAAGACGGCGGCACCGACGGCGAUUCGGGCAGGGGUCCCCCAGGCUCACCGCUCUCCCCCUCGGGGGAUGAAGUUCGCCCCGGAAAAGAGCGAACUGAUCCAUUUCAACAAGGGGCGACGGCAGUGGUCAAACCAGCUGGAACUCACCAGCCCAGGGAGAGGCACCAGCCCCGUCAGACCGAAGGAGUCUGCCAGGUUCCUGGGAGUCUGGCUGGACCGGAAGCUCAACUGGAAAGCCCACCUUGCAGCGGUGGAGAGGAAGCUGAGGACCCAGAGCUAUGUCCUGUCGAGGCUAGCGGCGUCGACGUGGGGACUGGGGCUAGCCAAAGCGCGAGAAGUGUACACAAAGUGCAUCCGGUCAACGCUGGCCUAUGGCGCAUCGUCGUUCCACAUCCCCACGGAUGUGGGAGGCGAGCCGGUAAAGAAAGGCAUCACCAAGGCCCUCGGGAAGGCCCAGAACAAAAGCUUGCGGAUUGUAGCGGGAGCCUUCAAGCACACUCCCAUCCGCAACCUCGAGACGGAGACAUGGGUGCCGCCGUUGGACCCAUAUCUCAACAAACGGCUUGCGGACUUUGAGACCAGACUCCAGCGAACCGACCUAGACGACGUCCAGGGCGGCAAGAAGACCGCAGGGAGCGUUAUUCUUACCGCCUGUAGCAAGAUACAGCAGAGACUACGCUCGAGGAGCGGCAACAGGGGCCGGCCGCGAACUGUGGGACUGCGGGAGCCCACGGCGGUGGAGAAAGCCGCGAGAACGAUCGCGCGCUGGACGGGGGGAACUGUAGAUACGAACAAGGUAGUAGAAGAGGCCUGGAGGGCUAGGUGGUUAAAGGAACGGGACGGCAGAGCGAUCGCCAGACCGGCGGACGACUUUGACCAUCAGCAGGAGACGCUAUUCCGGAACGGAACCCUAAGGAGGCGCGACGGUCUCAGCAAGGCGAAGAGCUCACUGCUGAUUCAAAUCCGGACGGGAGCAAUAGGCUUACGGGACUUCUUGUUUACACGGGGAGUCCCGGAGGUUCUGACUCCUGCCUGCGAGUGUGGCGAGGGACGAGAGACUGCCGAACACCUGGUAGUGUGGUGUUUGGCCCCACCGUUGACUCGAAGAUGGGAGAGAACUGGAAUUCGGACACGACGGGACUUUUACUCUGUUCUACACGGCAUCAAUCCCACGACUGCACGGCUCGCGAGGAGAGUUCUCGACUGGCUGAUGGACUCGGGGAAGCUGCCGAUGUACAGCUUAGCCAGGAGGCUCGAGCUGGAAGCGGCGGCCUGA
Molecule: messenger RNA, 2439 nt
Organism: Chaetomium globosum CBS 148.51
Lineage: Eukaryota; Fungi; Ascomycota; Sordariomycetes; Sordariales; Chaetomiaceae
Exons: 4
Coding region: 1-2439 (812 amino acids)
Source: RefSeq, a predicted model, not a curated record